This is a messenger RNA of Myxocyprinus asiaticus (Chinese sucker), 7504 nucleotides long. RefSeq names its product pericentriolar material 1 protein-like. Gene Ontology annotation, biological process: microtubule anchoring at centrosome; intraciliary transport involved in cilium assembly; centrosome cycle. The transcript has 40 exons. Gene Ontology annotation, cellular component: centrosome; centriole; centriolar satellite. NCBI's taxonomy places the organism in Eukaryota, Metazoa, Chordata, Actinopteri, Cypriniformes, Catostomidae. Bases 550 to 6708 code for a protein of 2052 amino acids. The record is from RefSeq and is a predicted model, not a curated record.
UCCGGCUCCGAAUAGUAGCGUAUCCAAACAUCAGCCCAUCGAUUAAAAAUAAAUUAAGCCAAAUUGGAUGCACCUGGUAGUAAACAUCAGACGUUUAAUCGUUUCUUUGGAGUAACACAGCACUUCAACGUGUAAUAGUAUUAUCAGCGCAAAGUUUUCCCAGUUCACGAGGAGCUGCGCACCGUACGCUGCAGAGCUUAUUCCCAGAGGACCAUUGUGCUCAACUCAAGUCUGAAGAGACAGCGUUUAAGUGUGUUAACGUCGUUGUUUUCACUAUUGCAGCAUGCUCAUCUCCCGUUUGUGAAUAUAAUACAGUUGUAGACACUGGGACAGGUUAAUCUCUAUAUUUUAUUUACAUCGUAUUCGGUCGCGACUCGCGAGUGGACGCUUCAAUCAUCGUACUCAAACCACGAGGAUCUACCUCCUUGUAUACAACCAUUAAACUAGUUAUUUUCUGUAAUCGGGCUAAGGGAUGGAAACGUUUCUUUAUUUGAACAUUUUUAAAUGGAUCUUAUACAUGGAGAUUAUAUAAAGUUCUGAGUGGCUAUAAUGGCGACAGGCGGCACUCCAUUUGAAGAUGGCACAGAUGAGCAGGAACUGCACAACUGGACCAUCUCCAAUAGCAGCCUAGAUGACAGACUUAACAACAUGGAUUGGGGAGUGCAGCAGAAGAAGGCCAACCGCUCCUCUGAGAAGAACCGGAAGAAGUUCUCUGCCAUGUCAGAGAGCCGGCUAACCAAUGACAUCUCUCCAGAGUCCACUCCAGGAGCAGGGCGACGUAGGGCUCGCACACCCCACUCCUUCCCUCAUGUGAAGUAUAGCACGCAGAUGUCCGUGCCUGACCAGGCUGAGCUGGAUAGACUCCGACAGGUCAUAAAUUUCACGGAUCUGGAUGAGAGAAGCAUUGGCAGUGAUUCUCAAGGCCGUGUCACAGCAGCCAACAAUCAGAGACAGCUGUCUACUGAGUCCAAGAAACCUUUCAAUUUUCUGCCUAUUCACCUAAACACUAACAAAAGUAAAGAGCCCACUGCAUCCACCUCUUCCACACCUGGGGGCAAGGAAUCCAAGAAGCAGAGCCCAGGGAAAGAGCUGUUUGCCCCAGUGCCAGCAGCGAGUAAGGAGGCUUUUAUUCUGGAUAGUGCCCAGGGGUUUGCUUUGGAGGAUGGAAGAGGAGAGUUUACCAUUGACAGCAGUCAGGUGGUCAGUAAGCUGGUGCAAAUUCGUGAAUACAUCGGGAAGGCCACAUCCAUGAGAGACGACCUGGUGGAAAAAAAUGAUGUGCCUGCAAACGUGGAACGUCUCUGUGUCCUCAUCAGUCACCUGAAAGAACAGGAGAAGUCCUACCUGCGUUUUCUUCAAAAGAUGCUGGCUAGGGAAAAUGAGGAUGAGGAUGAUGAUGAAGGUGCCAUGGUGGACUCUGCAGUGGGUUCAGGCUCGGUGGCUGAGAGCACAUCUCUGAACCUGGAGCCGCACUCAGAAGCCUCCAGUGCCACUGGCCACGGAGUGCAUGGAGACCAGAAAGAGGAGCUAGAGAACAUGCGCAAACAACAUGACCUGCUGAAGAAAAUGCUGGAACAGCAGGAGCAGCUCAGAGCACUACAAGGCCAUCAGGCUGCACUACUUGCCAUGCAGCAAAGUGCUGAACAAGCCAUAGCUGUGAUGGAUGACACUGUUGUUACAGAGACUACAGGAAGUGUUUCUGGCAGGAGUAUUACCUCAGAGCUCAAUGAUGAACUCAACGAUCUUAUCCAGCGCUUCCAUAACCAACUGCAUGAUUCUCAGUCUCUGUCAGUCCCAGACAACCGAAGACAGGCAGAAUGUCUCUCUCUCUCCAGAGAGGUGUGCCGAUCACGCACUAGCCAUAAUUCCCGGGGUCAGUUGCCAUCCACUACCCCACUGACCACUGCAUCAACCUCAGCUAGCACCAAAUUGACCAAACUACAGGAGCUACAGGACAAAAAACAGACCAUGGACAAGAUCCUCCAGGAACUCCACUCUCUUAGAGAUCAGACCCUCAACAACAACUCCUGUCAGGGUGUCAGUCAACGUGUUGUGCGCGUGGGUGCGGCCGAGCGCCCCUCAGUUUUGGGUAGAGAGGGGAAUAGGCCACGUCCAGUCCAGUCUUCCUCUCACACACAGAUGGAUGAUAACAGCCACCCUGCUGACAAGCUCAGGAAGCUGAAGGAGGUGCACAAGCGUUUAAAUGAACUGAGAGAGCUCGUUCAGUAUUAUGAGCAGACGUCAGACAUGGUGGUGGAUACAGUCAACGAGAAUGUGAAGGAGGAUGAUGAGGAGACUGAGGAUGGAUCGCUUUUCGAGGCCAUGUUUGAUUCAGAGCAGGAGAACCGUGAACCUGUCACCAAUAUCAGAAAUCCAGCCCAACCUCAGACUCCAGGCAACUGGAUGGACAUGAACAGUCUGACGAAGGCUCACAGCGCCUCCAGUAACAGAGAUGGACGACUGAACACAGAGUGUGAGAUCAAUAACCGUUCAGCAACAAACCUCCGCAGUCUCAACGUCCCCUCUGUCAUAGAAUGCCAGUACAACCAGGACAGGCCUUACGAUGGCGUUAAGGAUGAGGAGGAUGAUGAUGAUGAGGCACUAGAGGAGGAGGAUGGGGCGAGAGGAGGAAGCAGAGACAGUGAUGGUUCAGGGUCAAGUCGAAGAAGCAGUUUUGGGGGUGACACAGAUUAUGCUCAAAAGGUUCAGCGUCUUCAAACAGCCAAACAGAAACUCAGACAGCUGCAAGAACUGGUUGCUAUGGUGCAGAGUGAUGAUACAGAUGGUACUACAGCUAACGAGGAUGAGGGUUUGAAGCAACAACCCAAUAACAUCCGAGCAACAGCUCCAGAAGCCCAGAGGGACCUUACCCUCUCUGACAAGGCCAGAGAGAAAUUGUAUGAGGAGAAACUCAAGCAGCAACAGCAGGAACUGAAGCAGCUUCAUGAAGAGCGGCAGAGACUAAUGGAGAUUCAAGGCAAGAUACAGGACUUACAGUGGGCUUGCCCUGACCUCCAGUCGUCUGUAAGCAGCAAUGCCAGCAGUCAAAUGAUAAGGAAGAUUCCUGCAGCAGCCUCAACUCCUGCUCCUGUACCAGUACACUCCUCUUCCUCAGCUAAAGCCAAUACUAGUGGACUCAAACCCACCACUGAUCCUCCCCCUGUCACUGUCACUGAUAAUGAGCUGUGGUCAGAGAUGCGAAGGCACCAGAUGUUGCGUGAGGAGUUGAAACAGAGGCGAAAACAUUUGGAGAGUCUGAUGGCUGAACAGCAGAGGAGAAGCACAUUCAAUGACUCUCCAUUUAGGAGUGACACCCACAAUACUCAGUCCUACAGUCGUGAUGAGAGAACCGUAGCUACCUGGGGUGGUUCAAACCAGUGUCACCUUGGUGAUGAAAGCGAUUGCUCCUCUGAGAUGGGGGCUGAGGAAGAUGAUGAUGAAGAUGAGCGUGAUGAGGGAGAGGAGUCCAGUUCCACUGAUGAACUGCAAGCUUGCUCUACCAGAAAACAAGGCAACUUAACCAGGAACAAUAGACACCCAGACGGUCCGAAGGGUCACAGGGAGGUUAAUAGGAGUCCUCCCCCCUGUGAAUCCAGAAUUCACCCUAAUCAGCAGCAGCAGCAACAGGAUGACAGAAGGAGUUGCAGCAGAACCAGGCGUCAGGAGAACCUGCGGUGGGCAGCAGAUCUGUCUCUCUCUGAGGGUACUGCACCAGCACACUGGCAGGAACAGAUCACACACCUUCAGAAACAACUCGACUUCAGCACUACCAUGUGCCAAACUCUGCUACAGGACCAGCAGACUCUUUCAUACAUGCUGCAGACUCUUCUGACAGGCCCCUGUGGUGUCAUUCCCAGUAAUGUGACAUCUCCUCAAGUUCCUCUCAUCAUGCACCAGCUAAACCAGUGUUACACACAGCUAGCUUGGCAGCAGAACAAUGUCAAUCGGUUAAAACAAGCUCUGAAUGACCUGUUACGGCAACAGCAGCAGAAUCAGUCAUUGUCAGGUCAACAGCAGCAUCAGAAUGUUGUACAUGCUUCUGUGCCUCACUCUCUGUUUUUAAACUACCCAACUGUUAAUACACUCAACAUGCCUGGACUCCCAAACUUAUCUCCUUUCCCUACUGGCUUCAAUUUCAGUCCUAUAUUUCCCUCCUCGGUAGGAGAAUUCCAGUACAACCAGGCCAAUUCUGAUCAACAGCAUGAUGCAAACACAUCCCUUAAAACAGAGUACAUGAGUUUUCCUCCUCCACUACAGAGAUCGCCACCCAACAACACUGAGAAACGGUUUCAGUCUGAUACUGUGACAGAUCCUCUUAACUCGAGCUGGUUAAACUCCUCUUUGAAUCACUCUAAUCAGAGACCCACGCUCACCUCAGACCAUCCCAGUCAGAUGGAGCAGGACUCUCCCUCCUCAUCUCCCAUCCCUCACCCUUCCACCUCCCGGGAUCGCUCCUAUAUUCCUGAAUCCCAGGAGUCUCUGAGCAGCCUGCCAGACAGGGCAGACCCCACCACUGUCACCAAGACGUUCAGAGCAGGACGCAAAGCUGCGGCACAGGCCAGCCUGGCCUCUAGAGAUAAGACCCCCAACACAAAGAGCCGCCGCAAGAGAGGCAGGGGACAGAAAAAAACAGCAGCUUUGGAGAGUGACAGUGUUUCAAGUGAUGCUCACUUUGAUCAGGACAGAGAGUGCUCUUCUCAGGUCAAACACAAAGAUCUCAACCAGGGUCUACUAGACAAACUCACACAGGAGAAACUGGAUAGCAAAACUAAGAACAGCAAGCCACAUGACAUCUCUUCUGCAUAUGCUUGGAGAACACCUUUUCUCUCUAACAGAAUUGCAUGCACUGAAGUCCCAGAUGCAAGCAGUGAUUUCUCUCUCUUUGAGGCCCUGAGAGAGACCAUCUACUCUGAGGUGGCUACUCUGAUCUCUCAAAAUGAGUCUCGCCCUCACUUCCUCAUCGAGCUCUUCCAUGAGCUUCAGCUGCUUAAUACAGACUAUCUGCGCCAGAGGGCGCUCUACUCACUACAGGACAUUGUAACGAGGCACCUGACAGAGAAGAGUGUAGCAGAUGAGCAGGUGUCUUCUAUGGGUCCAGCUGUGUGGGCCACAGGCUCCCAGUCUGAGCUCACACCAAGCGAAAGCCUGGCCACCAGCGACAAUGAUGCAUCUGAGAAGAAUGUAACGAUUAAGUCAAGCUCUGGAGUGAAGAGAGCUGAGGACAGAGACUCGAUGGACAACGAGAGCCUGCUGUCCACCUCCUCCAACCUCGAGCCAUUUGCCAGUGAUGACCUGGGUAACACAGUGAUUCAUUUAGAUAAGGCCUUGGCCAGGAUGAGGGAGUAUGAGCGCAUGAAGCUGAGGGCUGAGUAUAACACAGAUAACCCUGAGCACAGCCCUGGAGCUGCUUCUGCCGCCUCACCAAUUACUCAAGGUGCGGGACACUUGUCUGCAGACACGCAUUGUCCUCAGAUUGACACACAACAACUUGACAGACAGAUCAAAGCCAUCAUGACAGAAGUUAUUCCCUUCCUAAAGGAACAUGUUGGGGAGGUGUGUUCACACCAGCUGCUCACAUCUGUGAGACGCAUGGUGCUCAAACUCACUCAGCAAAAUGACGAGAGCAAAGAGUUUGUGCGCUUUUUCCACAGACAGCUGGGAGGCAUCCUGGAGGACUCCCUGAGUAAGUUUGUUGGGCGGACACUGCAGGACUGUGGUGAGGACCUGCUGGUAGAGAUCUCUGAGAUUCUCUUCAAUGAACUCGCCUUCUUCAGACUGAUGCAAGAUUUAGACCAGAACACCUCCAAAAACAAACAUAGAACCAAGAGACGCUCUGACCAUACAUCCCCAAAACACUCACUUCAGACUGAGUUUAUUCAGGAGACGAAAGUGAUAGAAAGCAAAAAGACAGUCUCACCAACAUUUUCUGAUGAAGACAAAGAUCAGGAUGAGACAGAGCAGGUAGGAGCACCCCAUGAGAAAGAGAAGGAGAAAGAUGCACAGAGCAGUGAAGCAUCUGAAAUGGAGGAAGAGGAGGGAGAUGGACUGCCUCUUUCUAUAAGCCUGUCUAAAGCAGAGACACAAGCUCUGUGUAACUAUGGCAGUGGAGAGGAUGAAAAUGAAUUGGAGGAGUUGGAGGAGUUUGAAGCUGGACCUGUAGAGGUGCAGACAUCACUUCAAGCCAGCAUGGACAACACUAAUGAACAGAAACCGUGCUCAGUUUUACAAAACGAAGUCACCCGGGAAACCAAAUCGGACCUAGAAAGCACAGAAAACAGCCAAGUGAAAAGCAUGCAGUCUGAAUCCAGAGACACUGUUCAGGCUCUUGAGGAGGCAGAAACUGCUUCAGGAGGAGAGAGAGAGAAGGAGGAGGGCUGUACUGCCUCUCCACACCAAAACACUGCUCAGGGGUCGGACACAGCCAGCCCUAACACCGACUCGCCAGUCAUGAUCAACAUAGAUGAGGCUGAAUCUGGAAACACUAGCCAGACUAGAUCAGAUGAGGAAGACUUUGUGAAGGUGGAGGAUCUUCCUCUUCAAAUAUCUGUUCUGUGUGAGGAACAACUUUGUAAGAGGAUCUCGGAAGAGCAGCAGAAUAAUAACUUGACAGCUGAAAUUCUGAAUGGAAAUACAGAAGGCCUUACUGAACUGGUGGGAAAUUCUCGAGCACUCAAAGAGCCUGAAACCAUUGGAGCCCAGAGUGCAUGAGAAUGGCCUUUUUGAUCUGGCUUAUAGCACUACAAACCAUCAUUCAUGCAAAAUUACUGUAUAAUGAGCUUAAUACCUUAAGAUUUCUCAGCAACAGCAGCUAGGCUAAGUCUUGGUCUCUUAGCCUGUCAGCAUGUGUUAUCUAACAGUUCAAGAGAUGAUUAAGAGUCCUCUCUACUUGUACAGGGUAGUUUAAUUCUGAUUGUUUUAUGGAGAAUGUUAGAGAUUAUAUUUGGAAGGGGCUCAGUCUAUUAGCUGUUCUGUAGUCUGUAAGUAAAUUUCCAUGCUUUUCUUUAGCCAGGCCUCUCACAGGUCCUUAAAAGGCUAGUUUAAGGGAUGCAAAAAGUUUUUUGUGUUCCUACGUUUGGCAUGGUUAUGGCUUUCGUUUUUGCAUUUCUUUAAGGGAUUCCUUCCCAGACCAUCCAACAGUUCUUGCCAGUGCGAUUAAAUGGGGCAAUAGUAGUUUGUUCCUCUAAUUCAGAACAAAAUUUGAAACACAUUUGAAAAAUCCCUACAGAAGUGGAUUUGACAUGACCCAGAAUGCACAAUGAAAUUCGUAAUGGUUAAAGCUGAAUCACAUACUAGCAUUGAUGUCUCGUUCUAUUUCCCCUUUUCCAGAGGAUUGAUGCUUUACCUUACUGCACUCUUUUAAAUGUUUUCUCUUACUUUUAUUUUUACCUUUUUUUAAAGGCAAUGUUGGCCAUUGCUUGGGUUCUCACCCCAUUUCACCGUAUGUAAUUCUCCAAUGUUUAGAUUGAGAUUUAAAAAUAAAUAAAACAUUGAUUUUGUUUCCCUU